Messenger RNA from Polyodon spathula (Mississippi paddlefish), 6121 nucleotides. Its product is annotated as protein KIBRA-like. Gene Ontology annotation, biological process: regulation of hippo signaling; cell migration; negative regulation of organ growth. The record is from RefSeq and is a predicted model, not a curated record. The transcript is spliced from 22 exons. Bases 1098 to 4439 code for a protein of 1113 amino acids. Gene Ontology annotation, cellular component: cytoplasm. NCBI's taxonomy places the organism in Eukaryota, Metazoa, Chordata, Actinopteri, Acipenseriformes, Polyodontidae. Gene Ontology annotation, molecular function: kinase binding; molecular adaptor activity.
AUGACGUAAUUGUAUCAGCCGCAUCACGACGACUAAGCAACCGGCACAGAGACAAAAGAGCGACAGACGCUGUCCCUUUAAGAAAAACAUUUAACCCCCCCCAAAAAAAAAGAAAAGAAAAAAGAAAGAAAGAAAAAUAAAACGCAAAAAAAGCCCUCGAUUAAGGAUUUGAGGAAUUUCGUUGCUGGUGCAAAGUCUAGCUAGCUUGCAAAGUCCUGUAAUCCGAUUUUGAUCUGGAAUGGUUGAAUUUGGGUCGUGAGGGAGCAUGAUAAAUAUGGUGGACGCUGUGGGGGGAAAGCUAAGACAUUGUAAGCUCCUUCUCGCUUUUGAAGGCAAACAUUUCACACCGUGAGACUGUCAGUGGCUUAGCGGUUGUUUGUAUCAACGAGUUUAUUACGAACGGGAGGCUGAAUGAAUGACAAGACGGGCGGGCUGAACACAAGCAACGCAGGUCACAGUCGAGCAAGAAAUGCAUUGAAAGAAACCAGAAGGAAAGUUAUUUUUAAUUUUUAAUUUUUUUUUUUUUUUUUUUUUUUUACGCAUUUCAGAAUUUUUUUUUUUAAUCAUUAUAUAUAUAUAAAAAAGCGGGUAACAAAGGAAACACAAUCUACUUGCUACAAGAGCGAACAUACGUUUAUAUGAAGCAAUGCUUUGUAAAAACACAUUUUUUAAGGAAAUAAGAAAUAAUAAAAAAUAAAUUAUGGAGGAAGAUCAUGGAUUUUUAAAAAUAUUUACAUGUAAAAAACGUGUGUGUCUGAUUUCAUGACGUGGAGUCGAGAAACAUUCACUUCAAAAAAUAAAAAUUAAUAACACUACUUUUAAAGCAUAACAGAAGACAUACACUGAAGAAAAGGAGUUUUUUGGAUAUUAUUAUUAUUAUUAUUAUUAUUAUUUUAAAGUAGCAAGCUGUCGUGGUGAAGCAGAGCGGUUAUCGCUUGUCUCAUGAAACGGGAAAGUUAUUCACACUUUCAAACUGGGACCGUUGCUGUCCGGCACUAUUUGUAACUGGUUGGUACCCUCCGCUGCUGAUCUGAUCUGACUGUAUAAGUAAUAUCACUGAUGCAGUAGAGAGGAGACUAUGUGGGCACUUUCCUGAAAUGCCAAGGGAGGAGUUGCCAUUGCCAGAGGGUUGGGAAGAGGCCCUGGAUUUCGACGGGAAACUUUAUUACAUAGACCACAAGACCAAAGCCACCAGCUGGAUCGACCCGAGAGACAGGAACACCAAGCCUCUAUCAUUUGCCGACUGCAUCGGAGAUGAAUUGCCAGUGGGCUGGGAAGAAGCCUACGACCCACAAGUCGGAAGCUAUUACGUGGACCACAAUACUCAGCGCACUCAGAUAGAGGACCCACGGUUGCAAUGGCAGAGGGAGCAGGAGAGCAUGCUGAAGGCUUACCUGGGCGUGGCUCAGGACUCCCUGGUGGCUCAGAAGCAGAUCUGCCAGGUGAAGGAGCAGAGGCUGCAGCUCGCCCAGCAGGAGUACAGGCAGCUCAGUGAGGCAUGGAGGGACAAAUCAGCCUCCCGGACCAGCUUAAAUUCAGGAUCAUCCUCCAGCAGUAAGUACGACCCUGAGAUCCUCAAAGCUGAGAUAGUGACGGCAAAAAUCAGGGUUAAUAAGCUUAAGAGAGAUCUGUCCAGUAUGCGUCAGGAACUCCAGUAUAAAGAGCAGGGCUAUGAAACACUGAAAGGGAUUGAUGAGAAGAUGUCCGGCGCUCCAUGUGGCUAUCAACUAGACGAAGCGCAGGCCAUUCUGAACGAGGUGAAAACUAUCAACAAGGCAAUCCGUUCAGGGGAGAAAGAGAAGCAUGAACUCAUGCAGACCCUUGCCAGGCUCAAGCAUGGAUUCCAGAUCGACUCUGGGUCUCAGUCACACCUCUGGGCCAGCAGCUCUUCCCUAGCUGAUUCCAAGCUGUGCAUUCCUGCACUCUGCUCGGAUGCAGGGUCACAGACUGACAUCGCAGGAGAUUUUGUGUCUGUCAAUAACAAUAAGCUGGCUGAGAAGGUCCGAGUAAGUCUGAAGUAUGAAGAUGCUAAGAGGAGGAUAGCUAACAUUGAGUUGCAGAUAGCAAAGCUGGACAGCGAGGCUUGGCCUGGCUUAAUGGAUCCCGAGAGAGACCGGCUGAUCUUAAUAAACGAGAAAGAGGAGCUGCUGAAAGAGCUGCAGUACACCAAGCCUCGCCAGCGAGCUCCGUGUGACGCUGCGUGGCUCCAAACAGAGAGAAAGAGGCUGGAGAAGGACCUGCAGACAGCCAGGGCCAAUCAGAGCAAAGCACUGACGGAAAGAUUGAAGUUGCAUUCCCAGAGGAGUAAAUUAGUCAGAGAACUGGAAGAAACUGCGCGGCUCGCCUCCUCGCUCCACUCCCAGCUGAAAAGCCUCUCUGCCAGCACUCUGUCCUGUUCCUCGGGCAGCAGUCGGGGGUCUCUGAGCUCCAGCAGAGGUUCCCUCGCCACCUCAAGCCAGGGCUCCUCUUCCUCGCUCAGCUUCACAGAUCUGUACUUGGAGCAGCUGGAGCCAGCUGACUGGGACAACCAGUACAAGCUAGACUUCAUGCUGCAGGAGGGGACCGCUGGCUUCCGUCCGUCCAGCUCCAUCACAACCAUCCUUGAGAAUGAGGUGAUAAAGACCCCCAGCCUGGACCCCAGCUCCCAGGUUCAGGCUCUGCGUCUGUCGAUGAGCUCGUUGUCUCCGAGGUCCUCCCUGUCCUCCCUGUCCCCACCCUGCUCCCCGCUGGUGACGGACUCUCACUUCUUGUCUGGAGAUGCCUUCCUCUGCCAGGGCGGCGUUGGGCUCAGUCAGGAAGCACAGAGCAGACUUGCAGAGCUUUGCUUGGAAAACCACGAGAGCCGGGGAGGAGAUGCAGGACCUAUCCCCCUGGAUCACUGCAGUGGCCAGGAGCCCGGGGUCAAACAGCAUGCUGUCCAUCGAGAACAACUGAAAGAAGCCAGGGCCCCAGCGAAGGUGCUGGGGCCCGUGUUGAGAAAGCCAGGGGUUUUUUCAUCAGUGGCUGACGAAUCAGUGGUCGGAGACAGUGGAGUGUGUGAGCCGUCAGAGACACGACCCAGCCAGGCAUCCAAUGUGUUUCACGGUGGUGAAGAAGGAGGAUCUUGGGGCACUGCGCAGAUCCAACUGGGAAUGCAGUACGACACUAAAGAGAAGAGAUUCGCACUGCUUCUAAUUCAGAUUCGCAGUGCCGAGGCGCUGGCAGUGCCUCCGGAGGAGAAAGUGUAUGUCCGUGCCGCGGUGCUGCCCUGUUCCGAAACCACCAGCUGUCUCUUCCGAAGCAGGCCUGUAUUCCCCUGCGAGAACCUGAAGUUCAGUGAGGUGUUCUGGGUCUCUUUGUCGCACAGUACUCUGCUUCAGAAAACUCUUCGAGUGGACGUCUGCUGCACGACUCGAUCUCAUCGGGAGGACUGUCUGGCUGGGGCUCAGAUUAGUCUUGCUGAAGUGAGCAGCCUUGGGGAGAGGUCUACAAGCUGGUACAACCUUCUCAACUACAAGGAUGUGAAGGAGCUCAGCAAGCAGCUCACAGACACGGAGGGAAAGGAUUCUGUCUCUGAUCUCCUGGAGGAAACUGCAGCAGAGCUGGAAGCUGUAGAGAAAAGGGCGGACGAUCCAGAAAACACACCGACUGCACAGGAGGAGUGGCGCCGGCAGCACUUGGAGGCUGAAUUCUGGGAGGAUGGAGGCUGCAGUGAGGAGGAGGAGGAGGAAGAAGAGGGACAAGAGGAGGAGGAGUCUGGCGCAGAAACAGCUUCAGAAAAGGUGGAUAAAGAGACCAACACUGACAGCAUUGCACAGGCUGCUUCGGUGGUGCGCCCCAAGGAGAGACGAGCCCCCAUUGCCCAGCAGAACCCCUUCGUUAGAGGAAGCACAAUCAUCCGCUCAAAAACAUUCUCUCCCGGGGCCCAGAGUCGAUAUGUAUGCAGGAUAAACAGAAGCGACAGCGACAGCUCCACCCUGUCCAAGAAGGGUGCUUUUGUUCGAAACGCUUCCGAGAGACGCAGCGUCCGGGUGAAGAAGCCUCUGCUUGAAGCGAAGGCUCUGGAGGGCAGACUGAUGCGCACAUCCCUGGAUUUGGAGCUGGACCUGCAGGCAUCCCGGACCAGGGAGAGCCGGCUCAGCCAGGAAAUCCUAGUGCUGCGGGAGCUGAAGGAGCAGUUGGAGCAGGCGAAGGAGCGGGGGCACACGGAGCUGCCCGAGUGGUUCAACGAGGACGAGAGGUUCAAACUGCUGCUGCGACAAGCAGAGAAACAGACUCCAGGAGAGCACACGCAGGAGCAGCGAGUGGAGAGGAUGAUGAAGACUGCAGCUAAGGACGUGCACAGGAUACGAGGACAGAGCCACAAGGGGGAUCUGGAGGUGCAGAGUUUCCGAGAGAAGAUGGCAUUUUUCACCCGAGCGAAGAUUAAUAUACCCAAUCUACCUGUGGAGGAUGUUUAAAACUCUUUGUGUUUCAAAGUUCAACUGCUCUAUUUCAUAGAUACCCAGACUGAUUUUGUUUGUGGUGGUUUUAUGAAGAAAAGAAUAUGUGUACAUUGGAAAUCGAGGCUCACCCUUUGAAUGUACAGAUUUGUUAUAAUUUUAUUUGUCAUUUGUUAGACUGUGUAUAGUUUUUGUUUAAAAUGCAUGAAGAACAAAAACCAGUUUGAACUACUUUUUGUCACUUGUACUAAUUAUUUUAUUGUGUGUUUUUAUGUUAUUUUAACAUUAUUGGUAGAGUUACACACUGUCUUAUUUAACUGUAGAAAAAAGUGAAACUGGUACCAACUCAUUUGAACAACAAUUGAGAGGAGAGAGAAGUGAGCUGCAGCAGCGAUGUGCAUCUCAAGUGAGAGGAGGGAGAAGUGAGCUGCAGCAGCGAUAUGCUUCUCAAUUGAGAGGAGGGAUAAGUGAGCUGCAGCAGCGAUGUGCAUCUCAAUUGAGAGGAGGGAUAAGUGAGCUGCAGCAGCGAUGUGCAUCUCAAUUGAGAGGAGGGAUAAGUGAGCUGCAGCAGUGAUGUGCAUCUCAAUUGAGAGGAGAGAGAAGUGAGCUGCAGCAUCUGCAGUGUUGUGGAAUUUCUUACAGGACAGUAUGAAACUGAGCCAUUGCAAAACUAUACACAAGUGUUCCAAUAGGGAGCAACCAUUCUCAAUCCCCAACUACUGGCAAGCACAAGACUCUGUGAUGAUCACACUGCUGUACAGCACCACAACAAAUACAGAAUUGCCUUUGCUAUCGAUAUUGCAUGUAUGUAGGUAUAAAAGCUGUGUUUCAUUGGGCUAGAAAUAAUACUCCCAUUGCAUGGCGGUUUGAUCCACUCCUGGUUUAAUCCGACACACCUCAGCUUGUUACCUAUACACGGUGUCUGAUUGUAUUAAAACUUGGAAUGGGUGAAACUGUCGUGCAAUAGUAGUCGUAUUGCCAUCCCUGAUUGCAUUUAGUGAAAAGCCAGGACAAGCUAUUAGGUAUUGAAUCACCCCUUUUCUAAAGGGAAUCACAGGUGCCUAGCGUUUUAUUUCCUUCAGUACUGUACUGUAGAGCCGUUUCUCUUCUAGUUGUUUUUAUUAGGUAGUUGUUUAGUUUUUUGGACACCAGUAUACCUCAGGUACUGUGAAGUAACAGACGUGCACUUUUUCAAUGUUAGUUUCCUCGUGUUGCUGUUCAUGUGUCAGAACAAAAGCACCUUUUACAGAGGCUCGCUUUUACGGUUUCAUUUGGGUAAAUUCUCCACGGGAAAGCUUUCCAAAGAAAAACACUUUUAUUGGUACCAGCAGAGUGUCUGUGCUGAUAGGAAGUAUGAUCUUUGUGUGUUCUUAACAUGUGUAUUUAGUUUUUGUGUUGAUUUGAUUUUGAAGUUGUAGGACUCGAUUGAUUCCUUGUCAGUGUUUCACUUUUGUAUUAUUUCCUACGUGCCCCUUUCACAAAGACACAGUUUUCUUUUCUAUCAAGCUAUGUGUGUGACAUUUGUUUUUACCCCUGUAAUUUGUAUGCCUUUUCCCAAUGAAGGACGAUAAUAUUUCAAUAAUAAGAGUCUAAGCACAAUAAUGCUUUGUUUCGCCAGCAUUGCGUUCCAAACGAAUUGCUCAUUCUUAUCGAAGAGGCAGUGCUACAGAACUAGAGCAUGGGAACGGGGGAGCGGGGGU